UCGGGUAGUGUUUUUUAUGGAAUUGUGUCGUUUGGAUUAUUUGUUUCGUUUCCAAAUUUUAAUAACAGUCACAACUCGUCGACUUAAAACUGGGGAAUUUCGUCUGGUUAGUGGUGCCAACAUAGCCAGUGAUGGACACGGGAGUUUUCCCCAGCUUUGUUUUGGGAAAUUCCGGGUUGUGUUUUUUAUUUGUGAGUUAGUUAGCGUUUUUGGGGGAUUUGUGUCAUUUGAGUUGAUUUUUCCACGUCCUGACCCGUUUGUUUAUUAAUUGCGUGAAAUGCGGAAAAUUUUGUUGGGUCAAGUGACAUGCGCACUUUCCCCGGAAAAGGGAAAUUGACACUGACAUUGGCCUAGUUGUUUUGAUUUUUUUAUGUUGUCUGCAUUUAAGUGCAGGCUGCAACCAGGGUAACUUCAGUCGGUGUUGAGGUGCAGUGUUGGUUGCAUCACUCCGGGCGCAAUGGCCACAAAGGGGUUCAAAGUCACGGAUUCUGAACGCAAAUCGCGUGUGGGCAUAGCCGCGAAAACCCUCGAUGAUUUAAAAAGAAAAACCGUGGAAAAAUUCAAGUUGGGGCUAUCCCCCGACGAGAUUUUCCUCCAGACGCAGGACGGCACACUGGUGGAAAACAACGAGUAUUUCCAGACUUUGCACGCACAAACUCUCCUAAUUUGGGUGAAGAACGGUGAAAAGGCCCCCACCGAUGCAGAAAUCCUCUACAAAACCAUCCGAGAAGUCAACGACGAGUAUUUGAGCGCUGGGGAGAAAGUCCAGGAGUUUUUCACCGAAAAAAUGAAAAAUAAAGUUUUCAAGUUGGCAGAAGUGUUACGUGGGAUCGACGGCGAUAAAGCCAAAUUCAGUCUCAAGUGCGACCAUCCUGAAUGGUUCGAAGGCCUUGACACCAAUGCAAAAACCAAAGAGGACUAUAUGUUUAGGAGAGCACAGGACCGGAUUCGGACCUAUUACUACAAAACCCGAGAGGAACUUUUGAAGGAGUGCCCCACAGUGCCCCAACACCGCUUGCGAAGUCUCAUCGACGAACUGCAAAACCGACUCAAACUGUCCAAAUUCAACGGACAUUUCUUCGAUCGAAGAGACGACAAGAGUUUGUGUGACACUCGGGGGGAGUUCACCUGUCAAGGCAGGUGGAACAAAGACAAGUGUCUCUACAGCCCCCCACAUAGUAUUAAUCCGUACGAAAGCAGGGAGGGAAGGAUCGUUUUCCAAACGUGGAAUUUGGAUCACGUGAUUGAAAGAUCGAGAGCGGUGAUACCCCAAAUCGUGAAGGCUUUGAACGAUGCCGAAUGUACGAUCGUUAACGAUCGGGAGACUUCGGUUGAUGUCAAAGCCAUCUAUAACGAUUUGUUUACUUUACACAACCUGAAAUUUGUACAUAUUGUGUGUCAUGAUAAAGGUAGACAUAGCACGAAAAAGGCAGGACCGUAUCUGCUUUAUUGAUUGGUGAAACAGAGACGGACCGGCCACUAGUUUUAAGAAAUUAAUUUUAUUGUUUCGGCUCGAUUGAGCUGGAAAAUUAGUAGUAGGCGACCCAAGGGCAGAAAUUCAGUAAUUACUUGUAGUCUUUAAGGCUUUCCAUGUAUAACUUCCAACUGCCAAACUUUAUUUUAUCAUUUUACAAAAGACUGAUUUUGAGGAAAAAUGAGCUUAACCCUAUAUCGGGUCUGUUACAGCAGAACCUUUAUUUUUUUAAAUCAAUGUAACAAAAAACGUGUAGGUAGAGCUUUAUGUUCGUUAUCAACAAAUGCUUAUCAAGUUAUAAUGUGAUUAUGCUAUACAAUAAUAAGUCAUAAUAAUAUACACUUAUUGUGAAAGUAGUGGCUUGUAGCUUGUAGACUGCAAUAACUUAGUUGGGGAUUGCUGGUAUUGUAAAAAAGGCUGUGUCGGGAUUGUUAUCCCCUUAUUAGUACUUAAUCAUAGAUUAGCCAAUCAUAUCAUGACUGAAAAAUUGUUGACUGCCAUAAAAGUCAUACCUUGUAGACAACUAUAUUCAAUAAAUAAAUGUUUUAUCUCAAAAAAAAACACACGUUUAUUGCUAUUUUAAUCCGAGUACACACAAGUCCUACUUUACAAACUAAGCAAUUGAUUCACACAUGAAUGAUAUAAAUUAAAAGAAAUGGAAAUAAAUGAAAUGGACUCUUCUACCUAAAUAAAUCUUUGGUUGUUACGUCGAUAAAUUCGAGACCUGUAAAUAAAACGACAAUAAACACUACCUGUUGUUUGCAUCGAUCGGUUUCAAAAUCGGGUCAAGGAUUUGCUCUACUUUUCACAGGUAGCUUUUUGGGUCGAAUCCCAGGCGGUCGACCUCAUUUCCGUCUGACCUAAAUCAAACGGAACUGACCUUAGCACAGCACUGACCCGAUUUUGUGGGGCAAAGGGUCAACAAGGGGCCGCCAAGGGAGAA
Messenger RNA from Tribolium madens (black flour beetle), 2417 nucleotides. It is a transcript of the gene Drep4, whose product is annotated as DNA fragmentation factor subunit beta. The transcript is spliced from 2 exons. Gene Ontology annotation, molecular function: DNA endonuclease activity. Lineage: Eukaryota; Metazoa; Arthropoda; Insecta; Coleoptera; Tenebrionidae. Bases 458 to 1453 code for a protein of 331 amino acids. The record is from RefSeq and is a predicted model, not a curated record. Gene Ontology annotation, cellular component: nucleus; cytoplasm. Gene Ontology annotation, biological process: apoptotic DNA fragmentation; apoptotic process.